Messenger RNA from Eleginops maclovinus (Patagonian blennie), 914 nucleotides. RefSeq names its product collagen alpha-1(IX) chain-like. Lineage: Eukaryota; Metazoa; Chordata; Actinopteri; Perciformes; Eleginopidae. The transcript is spliced from 7 exons. Bases 84 to 914 code for a protein of 276 amino acids. The record is from RefSeq and is a predicted model, not a curated record.
GGUUCUCUCCUGGAAGCCAAUCUGAAGAAACAUCCAGCAGCAGGUGUUCACCUUGUAUCAUUAUUGUCAGACAAAGCUAUGAAAUGGAUGGAGUCAAAAGAAAUAUCCUUCUGUACUCAUUUUGCUGCUGCUAUGUGUUUCCACAAUACCUUUGCACAGGACUUCAUUCUCAGACUGUGAGAUUUUCAUCUCAAGUUGGUAUUCAUAGGGAGCAGCAGUCCAUAUGCCCUCAGAUCAGCGUUGGGGAGGAUCACUUCCCAGGCUUUUAUAUUAUGUCCCAGUUCCAAAUUGCUGAGCUGGCAAGAAGGGGCACUGUUAAAAAGGUUACUGGAACAUCUCCUCAGCAUGUUGCUUAUCAUAUAGGCCCAACAUUCAACUUCAGGAUCAACUCAAGAUCAGCUUAUCCCUCGGGACUACCUGAGGAGUUUGCAUUUGUGGCCGUGCUGCGCAUGAGUGGCAGCACCAUCAAUACAAACUGGAAUAUCUGGCAAAUGCAGGAUGUGAAUGGCAUGGAGCAGCUUGCCGUCAGACUCAACGGGCAGUCUCAGUCUCUGGAGUUCACCUUCACUGCGCUGGACACCGGGAGGCAGAUUAUUGUGUUCGGCCCCCUGCCUUUUCUUUUCAACGAUCAGUGGCACAAAGUGGUGCUGCACGUGAACAGGCUCUCUGUAACACUGUUCGUGGACUGUGCAAAGAUCGGUUCACAGAAUAUACCACCCCGACACAAAGUCAGCCUGGAUGGCUUCACGUUGAUAGGAAAGCUCAAGGACAACCCAGUGCUGGCAGUACCGUUUGAACUCCAGUCCAUGUUAAUUCACUGCGACUUGAAGCGAGCCCAGGCCGAGCCUUGUCAUGACCUCCCAGCCAGGACAUCGGGGAAUUUAAAAUCGAGCAGCUCCAACUUGUGUGCGUAA